Molecule: messenger RNA, 723 nt
Organism: Diaporthe citri
Lineage: Eukaryota; Fungi; Ascomycota; Sordariomycetes; Diaporthales; Diaporthaceae
Exons: 3
Coding region: 1-723 (240 amino acids)
Biological process (GO): mycotoxin biosynthetic process
Source: RefSeq, a predicted model, not a curated record
AUGAGCUCAGCUUCGGAGACAGAGUCCGCACUGUCGAGGGAAAAGCUCCUUCGCAGCAGUUCCGAGUCGUACAGAGACGUCGUCGUUGUGCGAGGGAUCUCACGGUGCAUCCGCGCCGCUCUAGGCAUAUCAGCAGCAAUUAACGUACUACUGUGCUCUCCAGCAAACGAAGCCAUCUCAUACAAAGAAGUCGUCUUCGACAGCUCAGUCCAGAACGGCAAGACGCCGUACCAAGGCGCCCCCAACGCCGAGAACAACGCACUCUGGCACCACCUCUAUAACAAAGUAGGCAUAAGCCAGAUCCCAGCGUCGUCGGCCAGGCUCGAGGUCCCGUCCAGCCCGGUGCCGGGUCACGAGGACCAGCACUACAUCCAGCUGGAUGUGUUCCACCACCUGCACUGCCUAAACAUGAUCCGGCUGAUGCUGGGCAAAGGAUGGGGCCACGUGGACCACUGUGUCGACCAGAUCCGGCAGUACCUCAUGUGCCACGCCGAUACGACUCCGCUGGUGUGGCAGUGGAGCGAGAGGAACAAGAAGUACCUGACCUACAUGGGCAUGAAGCACACGUGUAGGGACUGGGACAGGUUCUAUGGGUGGGCAGAGCGACACCAGAGCCAGUGGGACUAUGACAGGUCCAGGUACGUGCCUGGGAGCCCGGAGUGGGAGGACACAAAGGCGACAGUGAAAUGGAUGAAGCACAUACCCGGUGAUUUUGAAGAGUAG